Acanthosepion pharaonis is the source of this 1056-nucleotide messenger RNA. The record is from the annotation of a GenBank genome assembly. Lineage: Eukaryota; Metazoa; Mollusca; Cephalopoda; Sepiida; Sepiidae.
AUGCUGCAAUUCUUCACUCUCUCUCUCUCUCGACCUUCUCUCUCUUUCUCUCCCUGCUCUUGUUACUUCCUUUCUCUCUCUCCCUGCUCUUGUUACUUCCUUUCUCUCUCUCCCUGCUCUUGCUACUUCCUUUCUCUCUCUCCCUGCUCUUGCUACUUCCUUUCUCUCUCUCCCUGCUCUCGCUACUUCCUUUCUCUCUCUCCCUGCUCUCGCUACUUCCUUUCUCUCUCUCCCUGCUCUCGCUACUUCCUUUCUCUCUCUUCCUGCUCUCGUUGCUUCUUUUCUCUCUCUCUCUCUCUUUCUCUCCCUGCUCUUGCCUCUCUCUCUCUCUCUCUGAUCUUGCCUCCUCUUUUCUCUUUCUCCUUUCCUGUUCUCACCACCUCCUCUUUCACUCUCUGUAGUCUUGUCUCCUCCUUUCUCUCUCACUCUUUGGUCUUGGCUCCUUUCUCUCUCUCUCUGGUCUCACCCACUUCUUUCUUGCUCUUUCUCUCUCUCUCUAUGGUCUUGCCUCCUUAUAUCUUACUUUGUCUCUCUCUCUCUGGUCUUGCCUCCUACUUUCUCAUUCUCGCUUUCUCUCUUCCUGGUCUCGCUUCCCUCUUUCACUCUCUCUCUUCCUGGUCUCGCCUCCUUUCUUUCUUUCUGGUCUACCCUCCUUUUUUCUCUCUCUACCCUGUACUCGCCUCCCUCUUUCUUUCUCUCCCUGCCACCGUUGCUGCCUCUUCCUCCUCUCUCUCUCUUUUGAACACCCUCUUGAUGUUUUUGUAUUUCUCUUUCUCUUAUCUCUUUCUCAACUCCCCCUUUCAACUUUUCCUUUUGUUGUUUCUCUCAUGCAUCCUCAAUUUUUUUUUUGUUUCUCUCUCUCUCGCUCUCUUUUUAGAUGUUUUCUCUUUUCUGCCACUUUUUCACUCACUCACUUGUCUUUUUCUUUCCGGUGCCCAUAAUGUUCUCUCUAUCUCUCUAUCCAUCUCACCAAAACAAGCAUUGAACAAAGUCCAGGAACUACAAAUUCAUCAAAAGAAAAAAAAAAAGAAAGAAAAGUGUUUAAAUCACAAUUAA